Molecule: messenger RNA, 1796 nt
Organism: Ceraceosorus bombacis
Lineage: Eukaryota; Fungi; Basidiomycota; Exobasidiomycetes; Ceraceosorales; Ceraceosoraceae
Source: the annotation of a GenBank genome assembly
AUGGUGUCCUCACACAAUGCAGGCGCGGGAUCGAGCGCAUACAGCCCAGCAGGAGGGGCAAGAGAUCAGGAGGUGCACAUCGUGCUACCUCGAGCACUCCACAAGUUGCCCGUCGCCCUACAAUACCUUCUGACUCGGAUAUUGGCAGCCGCAACGCGACUCGAAACGUCCACAUCCAUUCCCCUCACCAUUUCUCGUCUACGAGCCUGGAAGGCUACACGAGGGGAGCGGAUCAAGUACAGCUUCUUGACAGGCUUGGCGCUGGGAAGUCUGUACAUCAUGAAAGUCCCUUCUAUGCCUCUGAAACUCUUCCUUCCAGCCAGCUACAUCCUCGCGCUUCUGCUUCCAAUCUCUUCUCAGUUCAUCCUACCCGCGACACCCAUCCUCGCUUGGCUGCUCUUCUACUAUUCCUCUCAAUUCUUGGAUCCGGCUUCGAGACCCCACAUUUGGGUGUCCGUCUUGCCCACGCUCGAGACCAUCUGGUACGGCGCCUCAAUUUCAGACAUAUUGACCAGGUUUGGUCAUCCAGCCCUCGACAUUUUGGCUUGGCUGCCCUAUGGUGUCAUACACUUUGUGGCACCCUUUGUGGUCGCUGCGCUCCUUUUCGUUUUUGCACCACCGACGGCUACCAAAGUGUUCGGAAACGCUUUUGGAUUUUUGAAUCUGCUGGGUGUGCUCGUUCAAGUGGGAUUCCCGUGUGCUCCUCCCUGUAUGUCAUACGAGGCUGAAGACGAUUGCAAUAGGAGAAGGGGGAGCUGUCAAGCGGCCGGGGGCACAGAAAGCAAUGGCUGCACGUCCUUCUCAGCACUGACGUGUCUCCUUACUUCCAUCCCGCUCAUGCUGCAGGGUACGAGCUGAGGGAAGGCCUAACACCGGCCAACUAUGGCAUGAAAGGGUCUCCAGCCGGUCUAGCCCGCAUCGACGAGCUAUUCGGAGGGCAUGGCUACACCCUGACUUUUACCAACGCGCCUGUUCCAUUUGGUGCUUUCCCUUCACUACAUGCUGGCUGCGCAACCAUGGAAGCCCUCUUCCUCAGCUACUUCUUCCCUGUGCAGCUCGAACUUCCAAUCCCUGGAACUGGAAUACGGAGCGCAAGGAAGGUUCUCAGACUCGAUGCUAGGAUCGUCUACUGGAGCUACGCUGCUUGGCUCUAUUGGUGCACCAUGUACCUCAUGCAUCAUUACCUUGUCGAUCUCGUUGGCGGAGGCUGCCUGGCCACAGCUUGUUUUUACUGUGAGUCUGUGCACACAAGCGCAACGCGGGUCGAGGAUGUCUAUCCAUCGCGCGUGAUAUAGCUCCUCUGACCACUUUCUCUCCUUCAUCUAACAGUCUUCCUCACGCCCGAGAUGAGGUUCGCCAUGGAGGCCAAUUUCAGCGGUGCGCGACCUUCCGCAGCUGUCUCGACAUCCACAGCUCUUCCAGCGGCCACGAUUCCAGAUGAUGGCUUCGGUAUGAGACCAAGCAUUGAAGUCGCACGCGCCAGGCCGAGCUUCGACAAAUGGAGGGAAAGUGAGGAGCAGAAUCUGGCUGGGCAGAAUUCAAGAGGCGGUCAUGCCAGAAAAGCUGAAAAUGGCAUCACAGACGCUGUGGAACUGAGCAAUCUCCACAGUGAGAGGGAGAGGAAACAAGGCGGCAGCUUCAACGCGAAAGGAAAGGAGAACGUACUCUUUGAAGCAGCUCAUGAGGAGAACCGCAGCGUGGGAGCAUCCAGGCGGCGCAACGACGACAAUGACGAUGAUGAUUGGGGACACGAGCUGGAUGAUGAUGAACCGUCACAAGCACCGAGUGGUCGGUGA